AUGACUUUUUGGACCUACGCUCCUAAGCCAGCAGAUCGUUGGAGAAUCAGACGCAGACUUAAUCUAGAUUUCAACGAAAGGAAAUACGGCCUUGAGUCCCUAGGCAGGUACAACCCACUUAAAGAAUUCUAUUUGAGACUCUGCAGACAUACAGGGAACGCUCGCUAUUUCGGUAUUUUCUUGCUCUACCCAAUCUACAAGUGGUACAAAUCUCGCCCAGAGGACCCUCAAAAGAAAAUCAACCAGGAUAAAAUUAUGGCAGAAGCUGAUGAAUAUGUCAAGAAUAACAUCCCACUCGACCCAGUCCUUGGAAAUCCAGUGGUCUCUGCAAAGGACAUUGCUUAUCUACUCAGCUCAAACUAUGGGUUUAACUCCAUGAUUGAUUUAAUUUCACUCAACAAGAAAUCAAAUGAGUUCUGGGAAUAUAUCUGCUUUAAAGUUGAUGAAGAAAUCGAUGGAGAAAAAUGGGGAGACUAUAUCGAUUAA
Messenger RNA from Blepharisma stoltei, 486 nucleotides. Lineage: Eukaryota; Ciliophora; Heterotrichea; Heterotrichida; Blepharismidae. The record is from the annotation of a GenBank genome assembly.